Oncorhynchus mykiss (rainbow trout) is the source of this 381-nucleotide messenger RNA. Lineage: Eukaryota; Metazoa; Chordata; Actinopteri; Salmoniformes; Salmonidae. The record is from RefSeq and is a predicted model, not a curated record.
AUGCUGCGGGUCAGUAUCUCUAACUCUGAAUCGUCAUCUCCGCUACUGAUCACUUCAUCUGAGUGCUCUGAUUCAGGGAUCUACACCAUAGGGGUCAAAAACCUAGUGGACCAGGAAACCUUCAGCGUGGGGGUUAGGGUUACAGAUGAUCCCAAGCCCCCAGGACCAGUAGAACUUGAGGAGAACGUCCCAGGCACUAUGACAGUUAUCUGGGAACCAUCACCUGAUGAGAUGUGUGACGAUCACCUCCACUACUCUGUGUCUAAACGAGACUCCAUCAAAGGCUCAUGGAGCACAGUGGCCCGACAGGCUCUUCAACAACAAGUUCACCACUUCCGUGUCUACGCUAAGAAGGACACGGGCAUGUCGGCCCCAUCUUAG